CAUGUCAUUCGGCUAAAACCACGAAAUGGCCCGAGCGAGUUGAGCUACUGUAAUCCGAGGGGAUUGCGUUUGUGUGGCAAUUGGCAAAGAGCCGACACACGGAGGGGAGAGAAAGGAAUGACAUUUUGCUCUCCUUUGAAAAACAGAUAUUUUAUAUGUAUGGGUUGAUAAAACUGUUCAUAAUGGAAUGGAAAAGACACAUCAAUCCAAAAAAUGAUAUUCAAACUUUCGAAGUGAGAUUUGUUUAACGGGAUUGAACUCCUGAAUUCAGGCGCAGAGAUUUCCAGUCAAACCGACGCACUGGGAGUUAAACAUGGAUGGUCGUGAACCAACGGCAGUUUUGAGGAAUUAAGGCCGUUUCUGUUUUAUUUGUGGUGUUGGAUUGCUCUAUCCAACGUAGGUGUGUUUUGGACACAUCGACAGAUUCAAGAUAUCUCUCUGAUUCCAGUUUACUUGACCUAUCAACAUCAAGAUGAGCCAGCUGUGGAAACGAGACGUGCCCCUCACAGAGCCCCUGGGUGUGGCCCCCAGCCCCCUCCCCACUGCGGCCCCCCUAGGACCCAACAUCUCCUGGUUCCCUGAGGCCCCCCUGCUCACCCCAGACCAGCCCAUCUUCCUCAUGAGCACCGCGGCCCAGGCUGUGUCUGGGUUCUUUGUCUGGACAGCCCUGCUGUUCACCUGUCACCAGAUCUACAUGCACCUGCGUUUCUACAGCUCUCCUAACGAGCAGAGACACAUCGUCAGGAUCCUCUUCAUCGUGCCCAUCUACGCCUUCGACUCCUGGCUCAGCCUCCUCUUCUUCACCAACGACCAGUACUACGUCUACUUUGACACUGUCAGGGACUGUUAUGAGGCAUUUGUGAUCUACAACUUCCUCAGCCUGUGCUAUGAGUACCUGGGAGGAGAGAGUGCCAUCAUGGCUGAGAUCAGAGGGAAGCCUAUCGAGUCUAGUUGUGUGUACGGGACGUGCUGCCUGUGGGGACGGAGCUACAGUAUCGGCUUCCUACGUUUCUGCAAGCAGGCAACGCUGCAAUUCUGCGUAGUCAAACCCCUUAUGGCCGCCAUCACUGUCCUCCUGCAGGCCUUCGGGAAGUACCGUGACGGAGACUUCAAUGUGGCCGGUGGGUACCUGUACGUGACCAUCGUUUACAACAUCUCAGUCAGCCUGUCUCUCUACGCCCUGUUCCUGUUCUACUUCGCUACCAAAGACCUGCUCAGCCCCUACAGUCCCAUGCUCAAGUUCCUCAUGGUCAAGUCGGUCAUCUUCCUCUCCUUCUGGCAGGGCAUGCUGCUGGCCAUCCUGGAGAAGUGUGGGGCCAUCCCCAAGAUCAGCUCAGCCCAGGUGACGGUGGGCGAGGGGACCGUGGCCGCAGGCUACCAGAACUUCAUCAUCUGCAUCGAGAUGUUCUUUGCUUCGCUCGCCCUGAGACACGCCUUCACCUACACGGUCUACAUGGACAAGAGGCUGGAUGCACAAGGUCGCUGCGCCCCCAUGAAGAGCAUCUCCAGCAGCCUGAAGGAGACCAUGAACCCGGGAGACAUGGUCCAGGAUGCCAUCCAUAACUUCUCCCCGGCCUACCAGCAGUACACCCAGCAAGCCACUCUGGAGCAGGGUGCGGCCCCGCCCAUAUCUCGCACCCAGAGUACACUCAGUGGCCGAGGGGAUACGGAGAAGACCCAGCUGCUCAGCUCAGAUGAUGAGUUCUAGAGAGCACUAGACACAUGUUACCGCUCUCAUUCAUCCAUAAAUACACACAGAAGUGCACAAACAUACGCACCCAGGUAUGCACACAAGUACACACAAAUACAUAUAUACACUUGUCAACAUGCAUAAUGUUUACACUUGUCUAGGAACUCAUGAGAACUUGUGCUUGCUGUCUAGUUUGAGGCCAUAGUCAUAGGGACUUUUCAUAGGGAUUUUCUGAGGUGGAACUCUACAUUUUCAGGUCUUGAGAGCAUUUCUGCUAUCAUCCCCAGGAAAAUAUAUUUUUUAAAUCCUAAAUAAAUAAAGUCCUUCUGUAUCUCAGGAUGGUAUUUAAUCUCAAAUUCAAGUUUGCAGCUUGUCUGACGCUUGCCUAACCCCCUUCAGAUUUCCAUGGCAGCAGUGUUUACAGUUUGAAGCAAAGGGACGAUAUGAAGGAGAAGUAGGAAGAGAGAGAUGCAAAAGGGAGGAGGAGAAAGAGGGAAUGAGUGGUUCAGUAGGGCGAGGCACUAGUAGAGCAUCUGCGUGGAUGGUGUUGUUGUUGUUGUCUGUGAUUCAUCGAGGGCAACUGAAGGCUGGGUGGGGGAGGGGAGGGCGGGUUUAUGAGUGGAGUGGUGGAUAGACCGCACUUGAUCAGAUUAUAGAUUAAGAGAAAUCUGCCCAUAGGGUGCAAGUGGGAGGGCGAGCAACACAGUAGUCUGGAUUAUGCCAGUGUAAUUGGGGCAUCAUUUGUAUGGUAGGGUUUAGAACUAGCUCCGGAGUUUGUCUCUCUUUGUGGAGCAAACCUCCACUGGAGGACUAUUGAGGUUAGCUAUAGAGGGGACAAGACCCUAGUCCUCUAUGAACACAGCUCCUUCUAGAAAGGAAUAUAGGUCUCUUCUGUUUUGGAUACAUUUGGUCUGGAGGAAACUGUAGUUUGAAACAAGUUUAUUUCUGGUAUAUUUCACAAUCACUCAGGUUAUGCCUGGGAUUAUAUCAUAGAUAACACGUUUUUUGGGGGAGUAACAUGCUAUGUAAUGGCUCCAGAGAUUCAGUCUUGACUAAAUUAGGAGAACUAGUUAAUGUGUGGAUAGCUUCGAUUUUAAGUCAUUUAUGUGAGUCAAUCUGUCCUUACACUGCAACGGUGAGUCAUUGCAUGCCACGCUCUAUCCCACCACCAGAGAGCAACCAUGAACGUCAGCCAGGAUUUGAACACACCCACACACACAGUUGUCUUUAUCAAACCAGACAUGCUUGUACCAAGUCUGUAGAUGGAAUGCAUUGUCUCAACACAGUCUUUACUCCCAUCCUUCUAGAUGUUUCCUGUACAGUACAGAGGCUGCUUGAGUUAAAGCCUGUCUUCACCUUAUUCAGUCAGAGCAAAUCAGCUGCUUUUACACAUAUAUUCUGGGUGCUUCAUUAAGACCUCAACACUUUUCCACUCCAGCAUAUAGCUGUUCUCUCUCAUCCUGAAUCAUAGUCUGGGAUGUUGCUUCAAGAUUCUCUGAGUUUCAUUAUGAGGUCACAGUGCUAAAAACCUUUGGAUUUUGUGGUCUUCUCCUUUGUUCACUCUCUUCAGGAUGUACAUUUAUUUUAUUACUAGAUGUACAUGUCCACUAAGGACUGAGAAAGUUGUAAAUAUGGUUUUACAUCAUACAGACAUCUUAAGUAAUAUUGAUAUAAUUGAACUGAUGCAAUACGGCUUAGUUUUGUACUGCAGUUCAAUGAAAACUGUAUUUUUUUAUUUUGACAAAGUUCUUUGUUCCAGCUCAAUGUAUUUUGUUAUAAAGCUUCUCUCAUUAUGCUUCUAUUUGACUUCAAAAUGAUGUUCAAACAAAUACAUAUACAGAUGAAGAAAAUAAAUACAUUUAGUUUUGUUCUGA
This is a messenger RNA of Hypomesus transpacificus, 3564 nucleotides long. It is a transcript of the gene tmem184ba, whose product is annotated as transmembrane protein 184ba. The transcript is spliced from 9 exons. Gene Ontology annotation, molecular function: transporter activity. NCBI's taxonomy places the organism in Eukaryota, Metazoa, Chordata, Actinopteri, Osmeriformes, Osmeridae. The coding region runs from base 473 to 1708 and encodes 411 amino acids. Gene Ontology annotation, biological process: transport. The record is from RefSeq and is a predicted model, not a curated record.